Messenger RNA from Plasmopara halstedii, 822 nucleotides. RefSeq lists its product as uncharacterized. The transcript has a single exon. Bases 1 to 822 code for a protein of 273 amino acids. NCBI's taxonomy places the organism in Eukaryota, Oomycota, Peronosporomycetes, Peronosporales, Peronosporaceae. The record is from RefSeq and is a predicted model, not a curated record.
AUGGCAAAAGGAAUCGAGCGGCAAGAGGCGAAAAAAAUGCACUCCUCGGGGAAAGAAAAUACUAAUUACAAAACAGCCGGUAAUAAAAUUAUGCCAAACUCGGUAGCCUCCUUAUGGAGUCGCGGAUCAAUGCUAUCUGCAACAGUAGGAACAAAGCAGCAUGGGUUGUUGCUGCUGCUAUUCAACGCCAUCUCGCUCUAUAUAGGGUUCGCAUCGAAAGUAAACGUUCAUUCACAAAAUGCGUACAGCGAUAAUUCAGUACUUGACCUUUCGGCGGACUCAACAUGCGAAUUCGAUGAAAUUCAAUUGGCAUCCGAUGGUACGAUCGCACAAUGGGGACUGGCGCACGGCUCACGUAUCACUCCAAAUGUGACUGUCAAUGGCUCUGUGAUGCCGAAUGACUACAACUUUUACCAUCUUUGUGUGGGGCGCCAAGAACACGAGCAUCUUAUAUUGGUGGAGCUGCUGUGUGACACAGGCGAUAUGGCGAACGACGGUGACGCUAAUUUGUACCUCUCCGGCGAGGUCAAGUACCCACGCAUAGGGCACUCUACGUGGAUUGCGCAGCGUCAUGGCAACGAGAAGAUUAAAAUUUACACGUAUCUUGAUGGGUUCCCGCGGAACGACGAGCAUGGUGGUCGCCGCUGGUUGUCGCUUCAUAUCAGUGUAUUUGGAGCUGGUCAGGUAAGUACAAGUUAUGCGUUAGCCAUUACAGUAUCAGAUCUCCCCACUACACCUGACUUGUCGUCAAGACAAGCAUUUUACACAAAGCAACGUAUACUCGACCGAAAAGAGAGUUUACGCCAUCGUUCGCCUGAAUAA